Cynocephalus volans (Philippine flying lemur) is the source of this 4455-nucleotide messenger RNA. RefSeq names its product chromosome 3 C14orf93 homolog (gene C3H14orf93). Lineage: Eukaryota; Metazoa; Chordata; Mammalia; Dermoptera; Cynocephalidae. Bases 477 to 2090 code for a protein of 537 amino acids. The transcript has 7 exons. The record is from RefSeq and is a predicted model, not a curated record.
AAUACAAAGAGCCAUACGACCUUCGGAUACCAGUGGGUACUUUUGAGUCCCCUCUCUGUUCCUUAGGUUGCAGUGGUGGAGGGUUCCAUGCUUGAGUGCAGAGGAAUGCCUUCUACACUUUGAAACUGUGUUCAUCAGGAAGACCUUUGUAGGCAUCACCCUUUCAGUAAGGGGUGAAUGUGACACUCAGUGUGUUAUGCAAGGGGAGCCUAGGAUCUGCAAAUAGAAGAAGCAUCUCUCUCCCCUCUGCAGGCUGAGGAGAGGCAGCCAUGGACUGUGUGCUCUUUCACGACUUGCCUACUCCUCCCUCACAGAACAUGGCCUGGUGCCCGGGCCCCUCUGACCACUCUUGAUGAGAAAGGAAAGUGAAUCCAAAGAAGCCAGUGCUUCCUUCCAAACUUGUGAAGUCCGGUCGACGAAGACAGCUUUUGGAGCGGUCUGGUGGUGUAAGCCAGUUGUUACUGCCCCCAUCAACCAUGUCCUUCAGUGCCACCAUUCUCUUCUCCCCUCCCAGUGGCAGCGAGGCCAGAUGCUGCUGCUGUGCCUGUAAGAGCGAGACUAGUGGGGCCAGCACAGGCUCUCAGGGUGGGAAUCCUCCUCCCAGCACCCCCAUCACAGUGACUGGACAUGGCCUGGCUGUUCAGAGCUCAGAGCAGCUCCUGCAUAUCAUCUACCAGCGGGUGGACAAGGCAGUGGGUCUGGCUGAGGCUGCCCUGGGUCUCGCCAAGGCCAACAAUGAGUUGUUAAAACGUCUCCAGGAGGAAGUGGGUGAGCUAAGGCAGGGGAAAGUGUCCACCCCUGAUGAAGAUGGGGAAAGCCGGGCACGUAGUUUCCCACCUGAGGAGCCUGGGCCUCUCAAGGAGAGCCCCGGAGAAGCCUGUAAAACCCUGUCUGCUGUGGAGGAGGAGUGUGAUGGUGUGGGCAGCGGUGUACAGGUGGUGAUCGAGGAGCUGUGGCAGCUGGGCGCAGCUUCAGCAGUGGGGCCUGGGCCGUUGGGCUUCCCAGCCACACAGAGAGACCAGCGGCUCCCAGCAUGCGCCCUGGCUGCCAGCGAGGGGGCCCCGCUGCUCAAUCCCCUGGUGGAUGAUUAUGUGGCUUCUGAGGGUGCAGUACAGCGAGUGCUGGUCCCUGCUUAUGCCAAGCAGCUCUCACCGGCCACACAACUGGCUAUCCAGCGGGCAACCUUAGAAACAGGGCAAGAAAAUGGAACCAAGCCGCCGCCACCCCGCCCGGAGGACAUGCUCAGUGCUGCUGCUGCACUGGACAGUACCUUGGAAGAGUCAGGCCCUGGGAGCACUGGGGAGCUGAGACACUCUCUAGGGUUUACUGCGUCCCCAUGCAGGACCAGAGGAAGUGGGCAGAAGAACUCCAGGCGCAAGCGGGAUCUGGUACUGUCUAAAUUGGUCCACAAUGUGCAUAACCACAUCACCAAUGACAAGAGAUUCAAUGGGUCUGAAAGCAUCAAGUCCUCUUGGAAUAUAUCAGUAGUGAAGUUCCUUCUGGAAAAGCUCAAGCAGGAGCUGGUGACCAGUCCCCACAACUACACUGAUAAGGAGCUGAAAGGAGCCUGUGUGGCCUACUUCCUUACAAAGAGGCGUGAGUACCGUAACUCUCUGAACCCCUUUAAAGGCCUGAAAGAAAAAGAGGAGAAGAAACUUCGAAGUCGCCGAUACCGGCUUUUUGCCAACCGAUCCAGUAUCAUGAGGCAUUUUGGACCUGAAGACCAACACCUGUGGAAGGAUGUGACAGAAGAGCUGAUGUCAGAUGAAGAGGACAGUCUUAAUGAGCCAGGUGUCUGGGUGGCCCGCCCUCCCCGUUUCCGGGCCCAACGCCUCACAGAGCUCUGCUACCACCUGGAUGCUAACUCUAAGCAUGGCACUAAAGCUAACCGUGUAUACGGGCCUCCCUCAGACAGAAUGCCUUCUGCUGAAGCCCAGCUCCUUCCACCAGAACUUUAUAAUCCUAAUUUCCAGGAAGAUGAGGGAGGCGAUGAGAAUGGACCUGUCUCCCCAUCUUUUGACCAGUCCCACAAAACUUGCUGUCCUGACUUGAGCUCAUUCAUUGAAAUCAAGGUGGAAAAGGAUGAGUGAAGUCUGUAACCAAGAAUAACUCUGGCUUCCGCCACUCCCCACGUCCCAGAAAUGGGUGAACACGGGGCUUCCCAGAAUAAUGAGAUGCAUUCUGCAGUCUGAGAAAGCAAAUUUGCCUCUCUUCUUAACACAGUCUCCAUGGCAAGUGGUAGCUGGAAGCUUUGGGGGGAUAAAAAACUUAUCUAGGGCCGAGCCCGUGGCACACUCGGGAGAGUGCGGUGCUGGGAGCGCGGCGACGCUCCUGCCGCGGGUUCGGAUCCUAUAUAGGAAUGGCCAGUGCACUCACUGGCUGAGUGCCUGUCACAAAAAUGACAAAAAAAAAAACAAACAAAAAACUUAUCUAGAAGAGGGGCAACUCCCUCCAGUGUGAAUGGCAAGCUAGAAAAUGCUUAUUUGUAAGCAUCAACAGUGCCUCAGAGGAUCAUGGGAUGAGAAAAGGAGCACAUAUGCCUUUGUCUCUGAGUUGUUUCCCCCCUGGGUUUCACCCAAAGCUCUGGGGAAGGAGCCCAGGUGAUUGUCCCUUUUGCUUCCUCAUGUCUGCUGGGAUGGCUCUGCAGUGGAAGCAGAACAGGACCAGUCCAGAAUAAUAUUGCCACCUGGUGGGCAGUUUCAGUCAUGGGCUUGAUUUCUUCUGAGCAAGAGAACAUGAGCUCCAUCAUCACUAUUUGGGAAUUGGGAUCUAGAUACAAUAGCUAUUGUUUACUUAAAAAAAAAAAAAAAGCUAUUGUUUAUUGAAUUAUAUAAGGAAUAUUUUAUUAUUACCUUCUUACAGACAAGGAAAUUAAGGUUUAAAGAGUUCUCAUGUCUCACCAGCAGCUUCUCUCCCACCAAGCAGAAUACACAGCUUUGUAGCUAUUUCUUAGUCCUUGUUGGCCAAGCUGUAUUUUGAGGAAGGUGUAUGUGUGUGUGCCCGCACACACACACAUUCUGAAUAGACUGAAAAGUAAAAAUUGCUUUAUAUUCAUUCAGUCAGUCAUACAACAAAUAUUGAUCGCUUCUUAGAUGUCAAGUACUGUGCUAGGUGCUAUGGAUACACUACUGGUAAGGACAGAGCUAAUCAGAGGUUUUAUCGUCUAGUCAAGAAGCCAGGCAAUUAAGUAGGCAAUGAAAUGAACUGUGAUGAGGAUGACCAUGGCGGAGUGCAGAGUGCAAUGGCAGUACACAGCAGGGGUAGCUAACCUACUCUCAAAGUGUGGAAAGCUUCUCAGAGGGAAUGGUGUUUCAACUGAUAUCUGAAAGGGAGGAGUUAACCAGGAGAAGGGAAAGGGAGGCCAGGAGAAUGUUCCAAACAUAGGGAACAGCAGGUACAAAAGUCCAGAGAGAUGCAAGAGAGUACAGACAAGGUUAAAUUCUUCUUUAAACCAGUUUGGGGAGAGGAUAAUGCUGAUAGAAAAGGCUGAAGAGGGAGAAAAGCCUUGUAAAAUAUCUUAAAGAAUAUAAACUUUAGCUCAAGGGCAGUGAGAAACACUGAAAGAUUUUAAGCAGAGAAAUGAAAUGAUUGGUUUUAUAUAUUAGAACAAUCACUUGACCUCAGGGUAUAAGAUUGAUUGCAGGGAGCAAGUCUUGGCCAAGGAACUUUUGCAUUGGUUUAGGAGAUAAAAGAUGAUGGCCUGACAUAUAUAGUGGUGAUGGGGGAGGACAGAUUUAAAAGAUAUUUAGUAAGCAGAAUUGAUAAGACUUGGUGAUUGACAGGGCUUCAUUAUAGGAUGUGGUUGGAUUUGAGGUCAAGGGAGAAGGAGGACAUAGGGUUGAUGCUCAGGUUUCUGGCUUAAGCAGCUAAGUGGUUAAUGGUGCCAUUUAUUCAUGGAAUGCUGGAGGAGCCAGUUUCAGGAGGCAGGGAAGAUGAGCUCAGUUUAGGGUGUUGGGUGCCUCUGAGACAACCAAGUGGAGAUGCUAGUAGUCAGUUGAGUUUUUUAGUCCUAGAAAGUCUAGGCUAGAGAUACGGAUUAGAGAGUCAUCUGUAUAUACAGAUUGUAAUUAAAAGUCUUGGGGAUGAAGAGGGCCUGUGGGACUCCCAGCUCCAAUUCAGACUGUGGAAUGGCUACCCCAAGGACAUGUGCACUACUGGAGUAUGCCCUAUCAGUGUACCCUUCUUUCCCUUCAUGUCUCUGCUUCCUGUUAUUCCCUGAAAACACAGGCUGUAUCCCCCAACUGUGCCCAUUGUUGCCUCCACCAGCUCCUGGAUGGGCCUUCUUGAAUGGCUUCUCAAUUUUUCAUAAGAUUUACUCUCCCAUCCUCACCACAAAGGAUCAAAGCUUCCAAAUAUUAGAGGCUGUGUGGAUAUUUUGUGGGGUUUUGGAGGGGAGGGGCUAGCCAAUAUCGGGAUCUCAACCCUUGACCUUGGUGUUAUCAGCACCACGCUCUA